GCCUUCCUGCGGGCUGCCAUGGCGGCGCUGGGGGACUGGGGUGUGAGGCGGCGGCCGGAGGAGGCGGCCGGCUACGAACUGGAUGAAGAUGAUGACGACGACGGCGGCGGUGGAGGUCCCGAUGGGUUCACGCUGGACGAGGUGCUCCGCCUCGGCGGCACCAAGCAAGACUUCCUCAUGCUGUGCGCCGUGGACGAGGCGGAGGAGAUGGUGGACGGCGGCAAGAAAGGUGCCAUCGACGAUCUGAAGGAGGGGGAGCUGGAGGCCUUCAUCGGCUCUUUGGGGCUUGGCAAGUAUGCGAAGAGCUGCCUGGGUGAGGAGGAGGAGGAAGAGGAGGAGAAGGAGAAAAAGGGUGGCAAAGAGAAAGAGAAGACCCCAAAGAAGGAGAAAAGCAAGAAGGAGAAAAGCAAGGAGAGAAGCAAGAAAGAAACAAUUUCUUCUUCAUCAGAAGGGAAAAAGGAAAAAAAAGCCGAAGAGCAAGUGAGUGGUAGAAAAGACAGCAAGAAGAAGCUAGCACGCCAGCAGCAAUCAGUACAGAAGGAGAGGCUGGAAGAGGACUUCACAUUUCGUGCUAGGGAGGUGAUACUGGUCAAACCUGGCGGCAAGUGGUACGACCUGGAGUACACCGGUGAGACUUCUGCUGAGCCACAGGAUCCAGCCCUCCUGUCCCAGUACAAGGCCUUGGCCCAAAAGCUGUACCAGCAUGAGACAGAGCUGUACAAGAACAAGACGGAGUAUCAGAAGGGAGCCUCGUCGGCGUGGAUGAAAACCGUUGUGUCGUCAGGCACCCUCGCUGACAGGAUGGCAGCCAUGACCCUCCUCAUUCAGGACAGCGCUGUCCACAGUCUCCACUUUGUUGAGAACUUGGUGAACCUCGUAAAGAAGAAGGGCAGCAGACAACAGAGCCUCAUGGCUCUGGAUACUUUCAGAGAGCUUCUCCUUUCAGAUCUCUUACCGGAUACUCGCAAGCUGUGGUCUUUCUCACAGCGUCCAUUUAACAACAUAGAGAAAAUGUCGAGUGGCAACAGAGAUUCAAGGGACAGACGGCUGAUACUGUGGUACUUUGAGCACCAGCUGAAGCUGCAGGUGGCAGAGUUUGUGCAGACCUUGGAAAUACUGAGCCAUGAUUCCCUGACAGCAACAAAAACCCGAGCGCUGGCAGCUGCCCACGAGCUUCUCUGCAACAAACCUGAACAGGAGAAAUUUCUGCUUGUUCAGCUGGUAAAUAAACUUGGAGACCCUCAGAACAAAAUAGCCACCAAAGCCUCUUACCUUCUAGAGACUUUACUUCACAAGCAUCCAAAUAUGAAAGGAGUGGUGUGUAGUGAGGUGGAGAGACUUUUGUACCGCACAAACAUCAGUGCAAAGACUCAGUAUUAUGCCAUGUGCUUUUUAAAUCAGAUAGUCCUCAGUCAUGAAGAAACUCCAUUGGCCAACAAGCUGAUAUCUUUGUAUUUCUGUUUUUUUCGGAACUGCAUUAAGAAAAAAGAUGUUGAAUCCAAAAUGCUCAGCGCUCUUCUUAGCGGGGUAAACAGAGCUUACCCUUACGCUGAGAUUGGUGAUGAGAAAGUGAAAGAACAGAUGAACACCUUGUUUAAAGUUCUGCACCUUGUGAACUUCAGUACCAGUGUCCAGGCCUUGAUGUUGCUGUUCCAGGUUAUGGACUCCCAGCAGACUGUAUCCGAUAGGUACUACGCAGCGCUGUAUAAGAAGCUUCUGGAUCCUGGUUUAGCAGCCUGCUCAAAGCCGUCCAUGUUUCUUAACCUUGUCUAUAAAUCUCUGAAGGCAGACGUGGUGUUACGGCGAGUGAAGGCCUUCGUGAAGAGGUUGCUUCAGGUCACUACUGGACAGACACCACCCUUCAUUUGUGGAACCCUGUACCUUCUGUCUGAGCUUCUGAAAGUAAAACCAGGCCUGAGGGUCCAGUUACAGGAUCACGUGGAGUCUGAUGAAGAAGAGUGCUUUAAGGAUCAAGAAGAGGUUGAAGAGAGUGAAGAAACAUUUGUGGAUGCAGACAAAGUAGAGAGGGAAGAGAGGAGCGCAACAGAAAAUUCUGCUAAAACUAAUCAUCUGAGUUCAGCAGCCUCAUGGGUGCAUCAUGAGAAUAUGGGAGGGAAAAAGAAUGGGGUCUCCUAUGAUCCUUUGCACCGAAGUCCUUUAUACUGUGGUGCUGAAAGUACAAGCCUUUGGGAACUGAAGAAGCUUUCUGAACAUUUUCAUCCGUCUGUUGCUCUCUUUGCAAAAACAAUUCUAGAAGGAAAUCACAUUCAGUACUCCGGUGACCCUUUGCAAGAUUUCACAUUAAUGAGAUUCUUGGAUCGCUUUGUGUACAGAAAUCCCAAACUCCACAAAGGCAAAGAGAACACCAGUAGUGUGGUAAUGCAGCGGAAGAAGAAGCAGUUCAUGACAGAUAUACGAAAUCUGGCAGUCAACAGUAAGGAAUUCCUUGCCAGAGAUGAAAGCAAAAUCCCAGUGGAUGAAUUAUUUUUUCACAGAUUUUAUACAAAGUUUGAUAAAACAAGAGAGAAACACAGACGCCAGGAGGAUGAAGAAAGUGUAGAAGAUGUGGAUGAUGAUGAGUUUGAAAGAGCAUUGGAUGCAUUUGAAGCUGAUGAUAGUGCCGCUGGUGUUAGCCAGGAUGACCUUGAUUUUGCGGGUAAUAUAAAAAAGAAAAGCAAUGGAAAUAAGAAAAGCAGAAGUGAGGAAUCCGGUGCUGACUGGGAGGAUUCUGAUGAUGAAGAUGAGUUCAGUGACCUGGAUGAUGAGGAAGUCUCCUUAGGAAGCAUGGAGGAAGAUGAUUUUGAAGAGGAUAUGAAUGAGGAAGGAGGCGUAUUUAUGGAUGUGUCUGAUGAUGAUAACAGCCCAGACCUUAACAACGACAAUCAAUCGAAGUCUAUCAGUAAAAAGACCAAGAGAAAAAAAGAUAUGAAUUUUAUGGGAUCACGUGAAGGAUCCAGCCAAGGAAAGAAGAGAAAACUCAAAGAUGCCAAAAUACUGGCAGCUGCUGAAGAGAUUGGCUAUCUGCUGGAUGAAAAUGCUGGGUCCAAGUUUGACAAUAUUGGAAUGAAUGCCAUGGCUAACAGAGACAAUGCAAAUAUCAAGCAAAUCAAGUGGGAAGUAGAGCGUGACAGGUGGCUUCACAACAGGGAUGUGAAAAGCAUCAUCAAAAGGAAAAAACAGUUCAGGCACACAGGGCUGAAAAAGAAGAACAGAGGCAAGAAAUCAAAAAGAUGAGCUGGGCAUCAUAAUGUAGGCAUUUUUACAAUAACUACGGCAAAAUAAUUAUUCUCUUUAUCAGCCUAUCUUACUUUAAUUCUUGCUGCUUAACCAUGCCAUUUGGUCAUUCUCCCUUAUGCCGUGAAUUCCAGACCACUCAUUGGAUUUGUAAUAAACUGAAAAACAGGAAAAUCUGUUAGCUGUAACUUAGUGAUUUUAUAGUUAGUCUGUUUGGACACAGAGCCCUGCAGUUCUGAGGUCUCCAUCCAGCACUUCAGACACACUUACAUGUAACAACAAACACUUCUGCAGUCUCUCCUGGUGUAGUUUUAAGCAAUGAUACAAUCUGUUUUAUACGUAAGAUGCAAGAGAAGCUUCAGCCAUCUUUCCAAAGCCAGCAAAGACAAACCUACCUUCCAGAAUUGAUGGAAACCUCUUCUGCAUUGUGUAUCUGAAGUCUGACAAGAAAGAUAAGUCAUAGUUACUUAUGAUAUUUUAAGAGAAAUAAUUAAAUACUCUAUUUUUCUUAUUACUUUUA
This is a messenger RNA of Centrocercus urophasianus (Greater sage-grouse), 3754 nucleotides long. It is a transcript of the gene CEBPZ, whose product is annotated as CCAAT enhancer binding protein zeta. The record is from RefSeq and is a predicted model, not a curated record. The coding region runs from base 19 to 3234 and encodes 1071 amino acids. NCBI's taxonomy places the organism in Eukaryota, Metazoa, Chordata, Aves, Galliformes, Phasianidae. The transcript has 16 exons. Gene Ontology annotation, cellular component: nucleus.